This is a messenger RNA of Salvia hispanica, 1686 nucleotides long. NCBI's taxonomy places the organism in Eukaryota, Viridiplantae, Streptophyta, Magnoliopsida, Lamiales, Lamiaceae. The record is from RefSeq and is a predicted model, not a curated record.
UCUAUGCAAAACGUACAGCCACGCCAAGUCUCCAACCAGCGAAAAGAACCCCUAAAUUUACCCCAAAAAAACAAAAAAAUGGGUUCUAAAACUCUGAAAAUUUUAAUGUUUCCAUUCCUAGCUCAUGGCCACAUCUCCCCCUUUCUCGAACUAGCCAAGAAGCUUUCUUCCAGAAACUUCCACAUAUACUUCUGUUCCACUUCAAUCAACCUCGACUUCAUCAAAGAAACCCUCAACAAAGAUUCCUCUUACAACAACGACAAUGUCGGAAUCGAGCUAGUGGAGCUCCAUCUCCCAUCUCUCCCUCAACUCCCUCCAAAAUUCCACACCACCAAAAACAUCCCACCCCAUCUCCACCCCCUCCUGAUGCAAGCCUUACAAAACUCCACCGCAAGCUUCUCGAGUUUGCUGUCGGAUUUAAGCCCUGAUUUGCUAAUUUACGACCUUUUCCAGCCUUGGUCGGCCAAAAUCGCCGCCGCGGAAGGGAUCCCCGCCGUCCAUUUCUUCACCGGCGGCGCAGCCGCCGGCUCCUUCAUGCACCACUGGCACUCCCACGGCAGCUUUGAUGAUUUCCCAUUUCAAGAACUGAGCUUGAGAGAGCAUGAGAAGAAGGGUCUCUAUGCUAGCAAGAAAUUUGUCAAAGUUGAAAAUGGCGAUCAAGGGUUUGCGUUUGGGGUUUUUGAGCUUUCUUGCGAUGUUGUGUUGAUCAAGAGCUGCAGAGCGAUUGAAGGGAAGUACAUGGAUUAUCUCUCCACGUUGUGUGGGAGAAAGCUCAUCCCCACCGGCCCUUUGAUUGCUCAUGGCGGUGGCGGCGAUGGAGAGAUAAUGGAGUGGCUGAGCAAGAGAGAGAGGGGUUCGACUUUGUAUAUCUCUUUUGGGAGUGAGAAUUUCUUGAACGAGAAGGAGAUGGCUGAGAUAGCCAAAGGGUUGGAGAUGGUUAAUGAUGUGAGCUUCAUUUGGGUUGCGAGGCGGCACGGCGGAGAGGCGGCGGCGGGGGUGCCGGAGGGUUUUGCGGAGAGGGUGGGGGGGAGGGGGAUGGUGGUGGAGAGGUGGGCGCCGCAGGCGGAGAUCUUGGCGCAUGGGAGCGUGGGGGGGUUCAUGAGCCACUGCGGGUGGAGUUCGGUGACGGAGAGCUUGUGUUUCGGGGUUCCGGUGGUGGCGGUGCCGCUGAAGAUUGAUCAGCCGAUGAAUGCGAGGCUGGUGGUGGGGGCCGGGGCUGGGGUGGAGGUGGAGAGGGAUGGGGAGGGAGGGUUUGAUGGGGAGGCGGUGGCGAGGGCGGUGCGGGGGGUGGUGGUGGAGGGGGGAGAGGGGAUGAGGAGGAGGGCGAGGGAGUUGGGGGAGAAGAUGAAGAUGGAGGAGGAUGGAGCCAUUGAUCAAGUGGUGGAGGAGUUGUCUAAGAUUUGUUAUACCAAGAAAUGACCAAUUUUAUCGCCGGCCGGUUGGUUAAGUUCACCACGAAAUGACACAUUUCUAGAAUGGCACAAUAUUAAAUGAGUAAAUUUUUUAUUGAGUUAGACUAAAGAAAAGUCGGUUAUUUUCUUUGACAAUAAGGUAGCAGAGAAGUACUGGAGUUAGAUUCAGUAACGGGGCCAGAAUUUUAAUAGUGGGGGCUUAAAUUAUCAUUAUAAUUUGGUGAAUGUGUCCCAUGCUAACGAUACUUUUUCGAACAUAGCAUAUAUUUUACUA